AUGGACCUCGAAAUUGGUGGUUGUUAUGUCUCCGAAACGGACAGACUACCACAUGCCUACACGACAUUGCGCAACCCUAUAUUACCCUUGAUCGACUUUGAUCCAAAAACAUCUGCUCUUACAGCGAACGCCACUUGUCCUUGCGAGCUUCAACUCUCUUUUUGUGCUGGAGUUCAUUUUCCGGAAAAGAAACACUACAAGGAUUGCCACUACAUUCAUUUUCAAACGCCUUUCAUCACACCCGACGAUUUCCCCUACAAUGCCGACGUCCCCAUCAGCAUCCGAUGGCCUGUGACUGAGUGGCAACUGACAGUAACUGCACACGACCGAUUUGGGAACUCGGUAUUGGAAGUAUCACGUUUCUUUCGUAACAUUAGUUCACACUCUCCUAUUACGGAUAUGACCAUUGAAGCAAAGAAUGUCACAGUCAGUUUUUCGUUUUCUGUGGAGUGUGAAGCAAAUUUCUAUGGUCCUGCAUGCACUAUCUUUUGCAAUGAGACAUUCAAAGAUCAGAAUGGCGGUUCAUUCAAGUGCUCACCAGGAGGAAAAAAGAUCUGCGAAUCUGGAUGGACUGGUUCACUCUGUAAUGAACCAAAAUGUGAGAAGGACUGUGUCCAUGGAACAUGCAUUGGCCCAAACACAUGCAGAUGUGACUUUGGCUGGAAAGGCGUCUCCUGCUCGGAAUGCGUGCCACUGGCAGGAUGCCAAAAUGGAUACUGUCGCACAGCUCAUCAGUGUGAAUGCCUGAGAAAUUGGGGUGGUCUAUUAUGCGAUAUUGACUUGGAUUACUGCUCAAACCAUAAGGACUUGUGCCAGAACGGUGGCGUAUGCCUCUCGGAUGGUGAAGACCUAUACAGAUGCAAUUGUACAGCAGCCUUCGAAGGUAAAAAUUGCGAAAAGAAGAAAGAAGUAGACUGCACGAUGCUCGACUGCGGAGUGGGAGUGUGCGUAAUGGGCAAGGCACCUCAAUGUGAAUGCCCUCUUGAUCGCAGUGGGACACACUGCGAGUAUCUAGAAAGUGACGUGAAGACCUCGUUUCGGAUAGAUGUGCUGCUCAUCAGCGUGGCCAUUCUAAUCCUAGCAAUCUGCCUAGCAGUCCUUAGUGUGCUGAUUAGAUUUAUCUGCGAGAAGCUGGAGCUAAUCCAGAAAGGCGGGCAAGCAAUCCCUUUCUACACUGCACACUGGGUAGCGGCUGAGCUUCACAUCAGGGAAAGAUCUUCUUCUCCGCCACCCACUUACGACACUGGUCAAAAUCGAUCUCCUCGUAAAUCUUGGCAAAAGAGCAGCACGGAGUUUUUAGAGGAAAUUACAGUCUAG
Cylicocyclus nassatus is the source of this 1317-nucleotide messenger RNA. NCBI's taxonomy places the organism in Eukaryota, Metazoa, Nematoda, Chromadorea, Rhabditida, Strongylidae. The record is from the annotation of a GenBank genome assembly.